CAACUGACACAAAACGGGCCAAGAGACUUUUUAAUGGCAACGAUGUUGAACCUGAUGAGUACCCAUUCACAGUUUCCAUACUCUUAAAUAACACCCACAUAUGUGUUGGUAUUACCAUCGGAGAGAAACACAUCCUUACAGCAGCUCACUGUUUUGGAAAUUUGCCGCUUGUGGCAUUAGCGAAUCUCGUAGUUAGAAGUGGUUCAAUAUUUUACAACUCUGGUGGAAAUCUUCAUUCUGUAAAGAAAAUCAUAUACCACAGAGAGUAUCGCAUCGGAGACACUACUUCACCGAAUGAUAUAGCUAUUUUAGAGCUUAAUAACCCAAUAACAUUAGAUGAUCAUUGUAAAAUAAUAUCUCUUUCUUCCACGUUUGUCCAAACCGGAGCAAUAGCGACCGUUAUUGGCUGGGGGCACACUGAAUCUCUUCGCAAAACCAAUCCAUCAUUGAAACAACUUACAUUGACAAUUUUAGAUCCUUUAACGUGUCAAGCUUAUAUGCCUUACACAAUGUACACCCAUCAAAUCUGUGCUAUAGGGUUUCUUAAUCAAGGUACCUGUGUUGGUGACAGUGGAGGGCCUCUUGUGUGAAAUCGCCAAUUGAUUGGACUUGUAUCGUAUGGAAUACCUUGUGCCACUGGUCAUCCAGAUGUUUUUACCAGCAUUCCUUCUUACAUUCCUUGGAUUACAGAAGUAAUGGCGCAA
This is a messenger RNA of Cotesia congregata, 704 nucleotides long. NCBI's taxonomy places the organism in Eukaryota, Metazoa, Arthropoda, Insecta, Hymenoptera, Braconidae. The record is from the annotation of a GenBank genome assembly.